Saccoglossus kowalevskii is the source of this 1668-nucleotide messenger RNA. RefSeq names its product PCI domain-containing protein 2-like. Gene Ontology annotation, biological process: poly(A)+ mRNA export from nucleus; transcription elongation by RNA polymerase II; post-transcriptional tethering of RNA polymerase II gene DNA at nuclear periphery. The record is from RefSeq and is a predicted model, not a curated record. Gene Ontology annotation, molecular function: double-stranded DNA binding; RNA binding. Lineage: Eukaryota; Metazoa; Hemichordata; Enteropneusta; Harrimaniidae. Gene Ontology annotation, cellular component: transcription export complex 2.
AUGUAUCAACAAAAAUUUGCUGAUCAUUUCUUUGCUCUGCAUCAGCUACAGGUUCAAUCUGGAUACUCUCUACUGGAAUCGGCUUUGCCAUUUCUGGAUCUGCUACUGCUUGAUGAAGCACUGAGUGAGCGAGAUGGCCAAACAGCUGCAGAUUUUUUAUCUUUCCGUCAUGCACAUAUUGCCAACCACAGACUUCAAUUAGAACAUCCUGAACCGCAAUGUGAACGGUGGUUUCAACAGCCGUAUGAUGAAAUGAUAGCUGCACAUCUUAGAGGUGUGUGGUGCAUCUCUAAUAAUGAUUUUGUAGAAGCCUAUGCCUGCCAAAGUAUUGCCAUACAAGCUUUUGUCAGAGCCUUUCAGAGUCACAAGGAUGAGAACUGGGCUUUACCAAUAAUGUUCACAUUGACACUUGAUUUAAGAUUAUUUGCUUGUAAUGCAGAUAUUCAACUGUCAAAGAAAGGCAGGGGUAAACCUGGUGAAACGCUAGAGAAGGCAGCUGAGUUACUGAUGUCUUGUUUUAGAGUGUGUGCCAGUGACACGAGGGCAGCUGUUGAGGAUUCCAAGAAAUGGGGCAUGUUGUAUCUGGUGAACCAGCUUUUUAAAAUAUACUUUAAGAUCAACAAACUGCAUUUAUGUAAGCCAUUGAUACGUGCCAUUGAUAGUUCAAAUCUUAAAGAUCAGUUUCCAAUUUCCCAGAGAGUCACCUUCCGUUAUUUUGUUGGCAGGAAGGCUAUGUUUGAUAGCGACUUCAAAAGUGCCGAAGAGUACCUGUCCUUUGCUUUCAUCCACUGCCAUAGAACAAGCAAGAAAAAUAAACGAUUGAUUCUGAUCUACCUACUGCCUAUAAAAAUGCUUCUGGGUCAUAUGCCAAGUGCUAGACUACUUCAGAAAUAUGACUUGUUGCAGUUUGCCGAUGUUGCCAAAGCUGUUAAGAUUGGCAAUCUACUGUUGUUUAAUGAAGCAUUGCAAAGGCAUGAAGCAUUCUUCAUAAAGUGUGGUGUCUAUUUGAUUUUAGAGAAACUCAAGAUUAUAACUUACAGGAAUCUCUUUAAAAAAGUUGCUAUAUUGAUGAAAACACAUCAGUUACCUGUGAGUGCGUUUGAAACUGCAUUGAAAUUCAUGCAGAUAGACGACAUAGACUCAGAUGAAGUACAGUGCAUAUUAGCAAAUCUUAUAUAUCAGGGUUAUAUUCGUGGAUACAUAUCUUACCAAUUCCAGAAGCUUGUCAUCAGCAAACAAAAUGCAUUCCCACCCCCGCAGUCUAUCAGCUCUUAAACCCACAGGAAUACAUUGACAGUGUUGAAAGGAGCAGGAAUGUCCAUGGAGGUGUACUUCAAUUGAGUCAGUUCCAUGAACCGCAAGCCAACCUAAGACUAUUGUCAUGGUGUUGAUUUCCUUUUCACCUAUGACAACUCUCAGAUGGAAUCAUGAAGCUGUAUAUCUGUUGUACAAUAUGGUAGUUCAAGGUAAACUAGUACCGUAUUUGUAGUGUUCAAUAAUUGACUGCCAAGAUCUUUUUGGGAGGAACAUUAUUUGGUGGCAAAAACUAGUCACAUGGCUCUGAUACCCAUUUUCGAAUGAGGCUCAUUGCAGGUGCGCUUCUAAUACCGAUAGAUGAAAUACAACAUGCUUCUUCGUCUUCUUGUAACCAUGUGUCUGAUUUGUAUA